Messenger RNA from Aspergillus terreus NIH2624, 1029 nucleotides. Its product is annotated as dihydroneopterin aldolase. Gene Ontology annotation, biological process: folic acid-containing compound metabolic process. The record is from RefSeq and is a predicted model, not a curated record. The transcript is spliced from 2 exons. Bases 1 to 1029 code for a protein of 342 amino acids. NCBI's taxonomy places the organism in Eukaryota, Fungi, Ascomycota, Eurotiomycetes, Eurotiales, Aspergillaceae. Gene Ontology annotation, cellular component: cytoplasm. Gene Ontology annotation, molecular function: dihydroneopterin aldolase activity.
AUGGCGGAAGAACGGGUCAAUGUUCAUAUUCCGUCAUACCCGGCCGUGCUCGACAGCGUGCAGCUGCGCAACAUCCAGCUUCCUCUGCCCGCCGCGCCAGACCCGUGGCACCGCCUGGGAAAGUCCCAACCCUGCACUGCAUCGCUCAAACUGUCUUAUUCGUCCGCUGUUGCGGCCGCGAUUGCUGACGACGUCUCUCUGUCUCUGGACUACGGCAAGCUAUACCGUCGUCUGGACGAGGACAUCCGCCAGAUGGGCAAGCAUGCCGAGCACCCGGGGCACCAAUUGAUCAGCGUGGAGGGAGGUCGACGAAACUCGAUGAUGGAGACGGAGGUGGGACAGGACGUACGGUUGACCGCGGCCCUCGUGGCGAACUGCGCGCUGGGGCUUCUGGAUGAAACAGCUGCGGGGGUCCGGCGGAUGUCGCAUGUGCACCAAGGGCCGAGACAUAGUAAUCUGCUUGGCACGUUCGAUUUCAGCAAUUCGUCGUCGACGUCCCCCAUUGAUGGGGUGUUCGGACAAUGUGAGGUGUGGCUGCAUCUUCCCAAGGCGUUGUUACGCGCCGACGGCGGGCUUCACUAUCGUAGCGUCACGAGGUGGGGAUAUCGCCAGCCGAAUGGCGAGACUCCGUCUGGCGAGACGUCGGAGCGGUGUCCUGUCGUUCUGGAAGAGGAGUUCCGCAUUGAGGGGAUCCGGUGUCAUUGUAUUCUGGGGGUCAAUUCACAUGAGCGCGUGGAGAAGCAGGCGGUGAUUGUCUCGUUGACGUUCCAGGGACCGGGUCAGUUGGCUUGGGGUUCCACCGUGAUGGAUACGUAUCAAGCCAUGACGAGGGCUGUCGCUGAGAAAGUUGAGACCACUACGUUCCAGACGGUGGAGGCAUUGGCGACCUUCGUGGCCCGUAUUGUGACUGUGGAUUUCAAGAACGAACGCGUGACUGUCAAGGUUGAGAAGCCGAGCGCGCUGGCAUUUGUUGAGCGAUCAGGAGUUGAGAUCACCCGAUCUCAGGCAUUCUUCGAGACCUCGGGAUGA